CAGAUUGUCAGCCUCUUUUUUGAGGGAAAAAGGUGCGUCUGGUAUUCCGAAAAAUACGGUAGUUCCUACUUAUAAGCCCCACAUUUGUAGAAGCUUCAGCUGGGAUUUGAGUUUCUAUCAUUUGAUGGCUCAGUGAAUGCAGUGUCUCUCAAAGUUGGCUAUGGACAAAGAGAAAGAAAACACAGUCUGAGAUAUAUUGCAUUGGUAGAAAAGUUAAAUUGCAUGCCAGAGGCAAAAAUUUCACACCCAGAUUUGAAUGUGAGAUGCUUCCUGACUAAUUGCACUCUCUUUUGCUGCUGUGUUAUAAAAUUGAAAACUAAAUAUUGAAUUCUUCUGUAUCUUGCCUGUUUUCUCAUGCUUACAAACCUGGAUUUCUUCUACACAUUCCUACGUGGAUUAUAUUUCUGGAACUACUUCUCUGUUCUCUGGCUGGACAUGCUAAAUGUUUCCUCGGGACUGUCCCAUGUCGUCCUGACUUGCCCACAUUUCCUGUUUUCUUCAUUCUGUUCCCACCCGGGAUGGCUAUUAUGUCCUGUCACUGUUAUCCAGGAAGUUGUUUGCAAUGAGAUCUUAAACAUUGCUGAAAAAUCUGUCCAUUACUGCAGCACUCUUUCUCAGCCUGUCUUUUGUCAUAAGGGGCCGUUUAGUGACAAUAAAUCAUCUUUCAUCAUUUCUCAGCAACCACAAGUCCUGCCAUUAGAAACUGGCCUGGACCGGAAUCAUGCCACACGAGAAAUGCUUACCUAUCGAGCACUUUACAGCUACAUCCCGCAGAACGAUGAUGAGCUGGAGUUAAGAGAUGGAGAUAUCAUCGAUGUUAUGGAAAAGUGUGAUGAUGGCUGGUUUGUUGGCACAUCAAGGAGAACCCAACAGUUUGGGACUUUCCCAGGAAACUACGUGAAACUACUAUCCCUUUAGAAGCCACGGGCUACCUCUUCGUCUCAUCUGGAGGAGGACCCGAUUAGUGUGAGACCCUUUUUAAAACGAUCCUUGGGGAAAGAGAAGUUUUGAAUGGAGUAGUCAAGACAGUAGGCGUGCACAUGGAACGUGGUGAAAUGCUGGAGUUGUGCUGCAAAGUUCCUGCUUCCUUCGAACGCGUACGGAAGAGAGGAGACAGGAUGAUAAGCCGUGAUACUCUGCUGUGUUUCUGUUUUUAUUCAGCUACCGGAGGGGGGGAGGGGGGGGGAGAAUAACAGAAGGAAACACAACAGGGUUUCUGUUGGACAGAGGAAGAAAAGGAGAGAGACUGCCAGGAGCAGAGGGUGUAGAUUGCUCAGACAUCCUGCAGCUUUUGUUUGCUCUUUAUAGGAAAAGGCCAAGUUGUCAUGGAGCUCCUCCUCUCCCAAGGACCUAAAAAAAAAAACCCAGAAGGAAUUGUAGCCCCACAGCAUCUGAAAGGCCAGGCCUGCCCCACGCUUGUUCUAGUACUUGACAGAUUCCAAACUAAACGGCUAGAACAAAGGAAGAUGGAAUCGAUGUUCCGCCAUAGUCUAUUUGGAUUUAUUCUGCAAAAUAUUCCUGAACGUGCCUUUCUAGAACUGAUAAUAAAUGUAAUUUCUGGCUGCAUCUUUUUUUUCUUCUUCUUCAAUAAACUAGAAAUUCGGUCAACUUCUACUGUGCACACUUGAUUGGGAGUAAACCCUAUUGAAUUGAUUGACAUUUUCCCAUUACUGGACUUUAUUUCUGUUUUUUAUAGUCAUUUGGAUGGUGAAUUGCAUAAUGAUACACUAAAAUAAACCUUGUUUCUGCUGUGUUUUAUAGUUUAUAGGGAUUCACAUUCUGCAUACUUUCUUUCUCUUAUACAUUCGUCUCCAGAAUAGAAGUGUUUCGUUUUCAUCCCGAGAUCAGCCAAAAACAGCAACUGAAGUGCUUUAAUAAUAUGAUUGUAGAUAUGUAUAUUCCCUUUGUAAAAACGUAUAAAUCUUAUAUUGCAAAUUGAAAUAUAAAGCAGAGUCUUUUAAAAACAGUUUGAGGAGGACGCUUCCGUUUUAUUUAUUAUCACACUAAAUAAAUUAGUACUUGGGCUACGAAACACUGUUUUUCAACACUUUGCAUCAGUGCUUCUAUUGCACUAAAAUGGCUUAGUGCGUUAAGCGGCUUUGUGCUGAAGCUUCUAGAAUGCCAUCCAUUUCUAGGCUUGAAACAGCUGAGGUCACUUGAGACCACAGACGGGCUGCUAGUUCCCAAAACACCUGUAGGUGGCACAGCUAAUCACAAAACAACCCCUUUACUACAAGGCGAACAAGCGCUUUCAGGGGUUGCAAGUCAUCCUAGUGGGUUGGCAAAGGCGUUGCUAUAGCUCAAAAAUCCUAUUUAUUUUAUUUAGUAAUAUAUUAAAAAGAGGUGUAGUCUACCCUGUUUUAAGGGAUAUUUGAAUAUUUUUAUUUUUGGAUUGGCAGUAAAGUGACAGAAUUGAACGGUUUUAUUUUGCAAAUAUCAAUAUUGGUAGCAUGUAACUAUCCACAAUAGCAUUUUUAAUUACUAUAUAUUUAUAUUUCUGCUGACAUAGUUCUAAAGAAAAAAGUUAUUGUCUGUUUUAUUUUACAGAGGAUUAUUUACAGUUAACAAAUGGAAAUGUUUAAAGCAUGUUUCUUUGUGUAAAAUAUGAAAUAAAUAUUAAUCCAACAUGAAA
Molecule: messenger RNA, 2632 nt
Organism: Thamnophis sirtalis
Lineage: Eukaryota; Metazoa; Chordata; Lepidosauria; Squamata; Natricidae
Source: RefSeq, a predicted model, not a curated record